AUCAUUGAGACUGUAUACUCACGGGGUUCAGAUCAAGUUCUCAAGACAUUCCUGCCAGACGUACUGAAUUGCGUCCCAUCGUUGCCAAAGCUACUACGCAUCCAAGCGAAGAUUUCGUUCCUCCUGGGCUAUAAAUCGUCUUUGUAAGAAACAAUAGAAACGGCCGACCUCUGUGGUUCUCGACAUUGUUGUUGCUUGUUGCUAGUGUCGCAUCCUCCGCUCCAUCGCGAACCUCCUCGAAAAGACCCACACCCACUCGAGACGAACUGUAUGCAACCGGUCAACACACGGGCAUCAGGCACCCUGUGGCUCACCCUUUUCGUUGCUACCUCGCUGUGGCUGCAUCAAAGUUAUGGCCAAGACAAAAACGCUUAUCAUUUCAGGCCCGAUGGAUGCUAAACACAUCGGUGGCGUGAACGUGCUGGGCGAUAGCGGCUCGAACCUCGACAACUACUUUCCUAGCACUGCGAUAGUGCCGGAUGAGCGACCCUCGCAUACCUUUGUUGCUAUUGGAAGGACUGAAGUACCAAGGCGGUCAGAUACCGUUGCUGGCACGCUACGACGACCGAGUGUUUCCUUGACCAGAGGCCUGUCUAGAUUGAGGCGCAGCUCAUCUUCGCAUCAUACUGAAGUAGCGCGCGGAGCUGGCGGAGAGCAACAGGUGCAUAGUCAAAUGGAGAAUUCCAACAAUGCAGGCAGGCCCUUACGGAUGCAGUCGAGCAUGUCGAAAUUACGGCAGAGGGUUGGACUAGAUCGCGAACUAUACGAUACAACGCCAAUAUCAAAGACGCCCACUCCUGAACCAAGACCUAUACCAGAGCCGAUGCGAAAAGAUCACUUGCCACUGCAAGAAACAAGGACACUGGCGCGUCUCACCACGACCUCUUCCAUCUACUCGACCCCAGAUCUCGAUUCUCCGAAAACAAGGACCCCACACAGACAACAACCUAUCAUUGUUCAGCGAAGACCUCCGCCCUUCGAACAUCAGCUCCCAACCAUGAAUACGCAACUACCCGCGAGAUCGAAGCGCGCAGAUUCGGGUACUGCAAUAGACUUCAAAGACGUGCCUGUGCAGGAGCGGCCAAUCCCUUUCAAGGAGAUAAUGGCAACUCCAACUCUUGCUGAGCGUAUGGCCAUGUAUAAGAAGACGCGCGAGUACUGGGCGCAUGCAGAUCACGGUUUGGUAGCAUGGACGGAGCGUGCCGCGGGACCGAAGGUAGCCACUGCUGGACUUUGAACGGGGAUACCUGUUGGUUCCGAUGUCUUGACAUUUUUAUAGCUUAGCAUGUGUCUUCAUGAACGAUAUCCUAGUAACGUUUGGGGUGGUCAUCCAUCCAUAAUUUACAACUGGCGCCGGGCGCCUUACU
Alternaria alternata is the source of this 1367-nucleotide messenger RNA. RefSeq lists its product as hypothetical. The record is from RefSeq and is a predicted model, not a curated record. NCBI's taxonomy places the organism in Eukaryota, Fungi, Ascomycota, Dothideomycetes, Pleosporales, Pleosporaceae. The transcript has a single exon. Bases 353 to 1237 code for a protein of 294 amino acids.